Messenger RNA from Serendipita indica DSM 11827, 6705 nucleotides. The record is from the annotation of a GenBank genome assembly. Lineage: Eukaryota; Fungi; Basidiomycota; Agaricomycetes; Sebacinales; Serendipitaceae.
AUGGCCGCAGCCGUUGAGAGAGGCGCAUACGAUGCUCAGAAACGUGCAAACCAGGAUGCAGCAUCGACUACGCACUCGUAUGUGUCGUUUAACCUGCUGGCAAACGACGACGACGAAGCAGAUCAAUCGUCGUACGCUUAUGUGUCUUCCUUGUUCUCCAAAGUCAAGAAUACGUUUGCCCCGAGUACAUCCACUAAGCCACCACCGGCACCAGUCCGCCCAGCUCCUCCUGCGCCAUCAAUCCAGUCGCGAACCGGAGAAAGAAGAGGGUCGUUGCCUCCUAUCUCCAAGAAUCUUGCUCCUCCGCUCGUCUCUGUCACGCCUGUCGUCUCCGACUCUCCAGUCCUGGACUCGCCGAUUGCAAGAAACGCAAUAUUCGGCCUCACACCCGUAGACGGUCCUGAAGGUCCAUAUGGCACCGCUAUUCCAGGGUUUCCGAUUGCAGACGAUGCACGUUCUAUCAAGACGUCUACAAGUGUUGGCCAUAAGAAGAACGCAUCGGUCAGCAAGGUGAUUCGCCGUCUUCGGGGAGAAGGCUUAUCCCGCGACUAUUGGAUGGACGACGAAAGUUGCAAAGAAUGCUAUGACUGCAAGAGUGUGUUCACGACGUGGAGAAGAAAGCAUCAUUGUCGUAUCUGUGGGCAGAUAUUUUGUGCGAGAUGUGCAUCAAAUAUUAUCAAAGGCGCACGUUUUGGUCAGGACAGCAUGAUUAGAAUUUGCAAUAUUUGCCUCAAAACACUCGAGAACGAUACAAUGAUGGAAGACGACGAGGACGAUCGCCGAAGCAUCGUCUCUUCCGCACCAUCGAUUCGACCAUCCUUCGACAUACUAUCCGCAUCUCCUUAUGCCCCCUCUCAGCUCUUCAGAAAGGUGGAGGAGCCUUUUAGUCUCUUUUCGAUUGCAGAGACGCGGCCACAUUUAGGCUCGGACGUAGACUCUCGUCCGUAUACUCCAAUGGAAACACCGUCGCAGAAAGAUGACGGAGAUCCGUGGGGUAUCCCCGUGCAAAGAGUUGCCGCUCCGUUCCGACAGGUUGCGCAAGAUGAAGAAUCUGACUCGGUGGCCAUUGCAGCUGCUGUCAACGCUACGACAGAUACGGUCAACACUCCCGCAAACGAGAAUAUCGUAUUCCCUUCAAAGGAGGAUAUUUCUUCUAUUCAGUUUCCCGGCGGCUCUCCAGAUUUUGGAACCGAGCGCCCUAAUCUCAGCCGUGCACGAGUCGAAUCGGAUGCGGAAAUAUUACAGACUCCUUUCAUGCGCAGCAGGGUUCAGAGCCGUUUAGCAGAUUUGGGGCUACUCGCCGGAGAAGCGGGCUGGAGAACACGGCGAGAAAGUACCGCAUAUGCACAAGAGGUCAACUCGAUUUCCAUGUUUCACAUCCGACUGAUGCUAAGGCAAAUGCUCACUCGGGAGAAUCUUCCAAAUAUCAAAGAGUGGGAGGAAACUCUUCUCAAACUCGCGAUGCAGAUUGCGAGAGAUCUGGUUUUGACAACGGGCCGCAAAGAAAUCGACAUGGACAUUCGACGCUUCGUCAAGAUUAAGCGUAUACCUGGUGGUACCCCUCGGGACUCUGAAUAUGUGGACGGCCCCGUGAUCACGAAUAACUUUGCCCACAAGAGGAUGCCGCGCGAAUUUACAAACCCUCGCAUCGUGUUUGUGACAUUCCCAUUUGACUAUUAUCGCGUUGAAAAACAACUCGUCGCGUUUGAUCCUCUGGUGGCUCAGGAGGACGAGUACUUGAUGAACUUGGUCUCACGCGUCCGUGCGUUGAGUCCGCAUAUCCUGCUUGUCCAAACAAGGGUCACUCGACGCGCCCUUGACUACCUUCACCAAGCCAACAUUGCGGUAGCCCGUAAUGUCAAAGAGACUGCUAUUCAAGUUGUUGCCCGCAUGACCCAAGGAGAUAUUAUCUCCUCUAUGGAUCGUCUGGCGAUGGAUCCAAAGCUUGGGACAUGUGCGCGCUUUCGAAUCCAAACGUUCGAGCAUCCACUUAUUCCGGGGCGGAGGAAGACUUAUAUGCGAUUUGAAGGCUGCAACCGCGAUCUAGGAUGCACGAUCGUUCUUCGAGGCGGCGACAUUGGGACGCUUACUAAAGUGAAGAAGGUCACAAGGUUCCUCGCAUUCCUUGUGCGCAACCUGAAGAUGGAGACUUUUUUGUGGAAGGACUCAGUUGUCACCAUGCCGCCUCUCAGCAAAUAUGCCGUCCCGAACCCUCCUACCCAGUUUACAGGUGCUCCCGGUUACACUGGGCUACCCACGAUCAAUGGACACCUCGCCACGCAUCUUUCACCACCUCUUGAGACAUUGGAAUCGAUGCAAUCAAUCGCUACUAUUGACGUGGAGGAUCUACCAGAUGAAGAUGCCGCACAACUACGUCUCUCUAAGAGGAUACAGCAAUCCAUCGAGCCAUAUUACACGACAUUCAUCUCUGUCUCGGCUACCUUGCGCUUCCCGCCUCCCUACCCGAUUGCACAUAUGAAGAGACUCGAUGACCGCCUGCGAGAGGUGAAGAGGAAAUGGGAGGACGAGGUCGUUCAGCGAGAAGAAAAGGCUAAGAAUUCUUUGCACAAAUCUGAACCAACGAUUACCAUUACCUCUCUUCCACUCCCAAUUGACGCCGCUUCUCCCUUAUCGACACCGCCAAUCCCAGAAGAAGCCCCCAGUUACUUCGAACAUGGACUUACUCACGGAUCUACGUUAUCAAGCAUCAUGAGUCAAGAGACCUCCGUGUCUUCGAUAUCAAGCGACGCUACCCCAAUCCACUUGAAGCAAGUGGCGGAUAUCGCCUUGGAGUCGGAGUUAGCUGUGGUCAAGCACGAGCACCUUCAAGCGCAGUCAGCAUGGGAAUGGUAUUUACGGCGCAACAAGGACGACUUUGUUGUCGAGAAGUACCAGAAGAUCGCAUACAGGACGUACACCGUUCCGUUUGCCAACGUCGACGCACAAAUGCCUUGCUUUAUGCCGGUCAUUGUGUACGUCGACUAUUAUGGUAACAAGGAUCGCACUCUAGGUGCCUUCAUUGAGGAAUCAUGCGUCUCGUAUCUCAGCAUGAAACCGGGCACUCUCUGCAGUGGGAAAGGAUGCGGAAAGCCAAUGGUUGGGCACUGCCAUGUCUAUGUGCACAACCAAACUAGACUUCUGGUCGCCAUAGAACCCUGGGAAGGAAAUAUUGCAGGUCCUGAUGGAGGGCAGGGCAUACCAGCUGAUUAUCUUACUACCUGGAGUAUUUGUCGCGCAUGUGGCAAGUUUACUCCAUUCAUUCCAGUCUCGCUCGAGACCCAACAAUACUCCUUUGCGAAGUUCCUCGAGCUCCAUUUCUAUCCCGCCGACGUGAAGCUCAUGCAAGGUGCCGGAUGCGAGCAUAACAUCUACCAACAUCACGUUCGUUAUUUCGCUUGGAAGGGCCUUACCGUUCGAUUCCAGUCAGACCCAAUUGUUUCAUUCGAACCGGUAUUCCCCUCACCCACCGUCUUCAUUCGUCCAGAUGUUCCUCUGCAACUCAAGAACCACGACUAUGAGCACCUGCUCCUACGAAAUGUCAAGUUUUGGCAUUCCGUUGAGCAAAGGCUGCGGUGGUAUGACAAUUCCUACUCGACGGUGGUCGUAAGCGAGAAGUAUGCGGUGGACGACAACCCGUUCGCCUCUGUCAUACGGGUUCUUUUGACGAGAGCUGAAGCCGCCCGGGAUAAGAUCACCAAAGCAAUACAUUUGGCUUACUCGCAGACGUUUAUCACCGACACUCUGGCUUUUGGGAAGAUCAGACAAGAACUUCAAGAUGCUGCGACAUUGUGGGAAAAGGAAUUUGAAAAAUUGGACGAUAUGAGGCGACCGCCUCCCCCAACCUUCUUCGACAAGGACCCUCGCAAGAGUGUAGCCAUCCCCUCACGAUUCAAGGGCAUGUUCGGCGGUGUAGUCUCCGGUAAUCGCGCUGAAAAGGACGAAAAGUACCGUCGUCCUUCGGCCACGGAAACCGAAGUCGACAGUACCGACGUAGAUGGACACGCCGAACCGGGCAGCUUGGAUGAAAAGUCUGGUAUGCUCAAGCCGGCCACUCCGGCCCCUCUCCUAGUCGAGUCUCCGGUGAAGGAAAAGGAGGACGCAAAGGAUGGCGAGAAGGAUAGCGAGAAGGAGGCUGAGAGUGACAGUACCAUCAAUGCGACCCAGGCUGCAUCGAGGCAAACAUCCAUGACUGAUCUUCGGGCCCAAGAGCCCUCGACUACUCCGGCCCCUGUCGAAGAGAAUGGCGAGCCCGUGGAAGUUGUGGAAGACGUUGAGCCAAGUAAGCCAGCGGAUAUCGUUGUCACGUUGGAAGCACCGACUCCUCCACCUGAUGAAACUCAACAACCGAUCCCUCCAAUCUCGCAAUUGCCACGCCCCUCCAAACUCCCCCGACGCACAAAGCACAGCCCACGCAUAGCGCAGCUUGUCAAACAAUUCCAAACAAACGGGGAUGAUAUGCAAUCGGAUGGUGGCCCAAACGUCAUGUCAGAAAGUGAUCAGGAGCCAGAGAUCAUCCCUCCGAUCCGCCACUCGCGUACAAAAAGCCGUACCUCCCAAAUAAUCAAUAAAAAUGAGGGCCCUCUGUCCGACUUCGAGGGUUCAUAUGCGGCAAAUGUUGCUCCUCUGUAUUUUGCUCAUCGUAGACCGGCAGGGAGGACAAGUCGUAUCCCGGGACCAAUCGUCUCUGGCUCUGAAGGACCAUCUCGCAAAGCUUCUCCAGAAAGGUCCAAGGCCCCGCGAACAAUUCGAUUUGGCCAGGAUUUCCGAUCCUUUGGAGCCCCCACGACUCCGGUUCCUAUGUCCGAAGAGUCAAUCAAGGGAAAAGGUCGUGCCAUCUCCAGCCCAAACAUGGCCGGGCAAAAGCGCCGUGCCAAUACGCUGGGUCCUAACAAGGUAUCAAAGAUGACCAAACAUUUCGAGAAUAUGGCUCGCGAAGCGGAGAAGACGAGGCGAGCUUCCAUCAUGCGCAAUCGAAAGGCACGUCCAGUCGCAACGGCAAGGGUGACCGUCGAGGUGUUGAAGACGGUGAAAGAGGGCUUCUUGGACUCGUCGGAAAGUAGCUCUUCUUCCAGCGAGGCUGACGAUGAAGACGAGGGAGCCGAGCCCGCUCCUCGACCGAAACCAGCAUCUCCUGUCCUUGAAAAGGAUGAAGCUGCCACAACGACCGUCGAUCUUACGUCGUCAACAGAAAAUGUCGCCCAACCUGCGCAAGAACCGGACAUGAAAACGUUACUCGAGCAGCAGCAGGAGACCACGCUACCACCUUCUGAAGACCCAGGCGACAAGCGAGAACAGUCUUCUCCACCAUCUCCUUUGAUUGGAGGCCUACGCGGUCUCGACCGAGUCGCCACUUUGCCCAAUAUGGCUCUAAGCGAAAAUGAAUAUAGCCAACCUGAACGCAAUUCCGUCCUUCGUGCCUUUUCCUUGUUCCAGAACUGGGCCUCCCGACCGGUCGAUCGAGGACCAGAGGUCAUCUACCCAGGGUCCAAAGUGGAACACUUCUUUCGAGAAUCGACAAUUGUUGUUCGCGAGGACGAGCCCACUUCAUUCAUUGCAUUUGCCUUGGACUCCCGUCAACAUCGUGACUACCUUGCGAGUCGAAAGAGGGCGCUUGGCCGUCCUAGCGUGGCAUCGGAGGCAGAGAAUUUUGGAGGAGACGAUGCUUCUUUCACUGAAUCGGGAUCCCAGUGGGGGCUUGUCUCGCUAGAUGCGCCAACUCCAAAAGAUAUUUUGAAAGAGGAAGGACAUGCCUUGGAAGUGAAAGGGACAAGCCCAAUGUUUACAUUCACGACCGACAACUUCCAGUUCAAAUGCGUCAUCUACCUUACUGAGCAAUUCGAUGCACUUCGAGCCAUCUGUCGUUGCGACAAAGAUUUGCUUCGAUCACUCUCUCGGUGUGUCAAGUGGGAUGCAGUUGGUGGCAAGUCCGGCUCAGGGUUCUUGAAAACGAGAGAUGAUCGCUUCAUUGCCAAAGAGAUUUCUCGUUUCGAGGGCGAUUCUUUCGGCGAGAUUGGACCUGCGUACUUCUCUUAUCUUUCCCAAGCAUUUGCUACGAAGCGGCCAACCCUUCUUGCCAAGAUAUUCGGGCUCUACACUAUUGAAUACCGUUACAUCUCUACGGAAAAGAAGGGUGACGAGUAUGUAAUCAAUGGUGGCAGGUCAGGUAAAACAGUUCGAAUGGAUUUCUUGGUGAUGGAGAACCUAUUCCAUGGUCGGCGUUUCUCAAAGAUCUAUGAUUUGAAAGGAUCUGCCCGCAAUCGUCAUGUCAGCGCGACUGGAAGGGCGAAUGAAGUCUUGCUCGACGAGAAUUUGGUUCAAAUGACACACGCCGCACCGUUUUACCUUCGAGAGCAUGGUAAACGGAUGCUGCGCAGCGCUUUAUUCAAUGACACCAGGUUCUUACAAAGUGUAAACGUCAUGGACUAUUCUCUCCUGGUUGGAGUCGAUGAUCAGAGCAAUGAGCUUGUUUUGGGCAUUGUUGGUGCAUUAUAUACGAACUUUCACUUGGGACAAAAGACUGGAGAACUGGGUAAAGGACCUAGGGGUGGUCAGCAACCUACGAUUGUCACCCCCAAGGAAUACAAGCUCAGGUUUAUGAGCGCUAUGGAACGGUAUUUUCCUUUGGUUCCAGAUCGAUGGCUCAAACAGGAGGAUUCUGUUGACGACGAAGGGAAGGGACUCCUUGAGCUAUGGCGCGACUGGUAG